AUGGCCAUUGAAAGGAAAUAUUCACUGAUUGAAAAACUUUGCUUGGCUUUAUAUUUCACCGCGACCAAAUUAAGGCACUACAUGUUGCCUUCCACGGUUCAUACAAUUGCCAAGAUUGAUCUAACAAAAUACAUGCUUACUCAGCCAAUCAUUAGAGGUCAAAUAGGAAAAUGGACGAUGGCCUUGGCUGAGUUUACCUUUCAUUACGUGCCACAAUUGGCCGUCAAGGGGCAAGCUUUGGCUGAUUUCAUGGCCGCUCACCCUUGCAUCGAAAUAGAAGACAUGGACUAUUUUUCGAUCAACACGUUGAGUCUAUUUCCGUGGCGCCUCUAUUUCAACGGAUCACAAACUUCAAACAUGGGUGGAGCUGGCAUCAUCAUAGAAUCACCCUAA
This is a messenger RNA of Prunus armeniaca (apricot), 393 nucleotides long. The record is from the annotation of a GenBank genome assembly. NCBI's taxonomy places the organism in Eukaryota, Viridiplantae, Streptophyta, Magnoliopsida, Rosales, Rosaceae.